AUGAAGCUUUACAAGAGGCUCAUUGGGGUGCGCCCGGAAGAACGUGUACCCGAUGACCUCAUUCUUACCAAGAUUGACCUUCCAAGUCCAACUGAACUUCUACGAGUCUCACGUUUGCGUUAUUUGAAGACCCUUUUUUCAGCUGGCAAAGUUGUCUCUUGGGGACUUUUCAAUGUGGAUCAGGGUUGGUGCCGGCUCAUUGAAGAUGAUUUGACCUGGAUGCACCAGCAGCUACGGAACUCUAGUUCCUUGCAAGAUCCCAAGCAGCACCUAGCGCAAUGGCUUGACAUCAUUCAAUAUCAUCCUGGCUUUUGGAAGCGGCUCACGACGAGAGCCAUGAAACAUGCUGCCGGACAACGUGCCAAGUUAUGCAAGGUGGUGCAGACACACAAUGAACUUUUUGAGCUCAUGCGCAACCAUGACUUCUCAGUGCCCACUCCGUUGCGGCGUAGAGAGCCAGAUAUGAGAUUGGGCACUGAUGGACUCAUUCCGCCUCUGCAAGCUGAAGGCCCUUUGGAUGAGGCGCGCAGACGAAGUGACUUCUCACUUGUUCUAGAGGAGCUAUAUGAAGACUUGGCUCUGAUCAUUCUACACUCCACGGAAUUGCGCCGCCUUGAGGAUUCGUUGAGAGAACGCAUCACCAGGGAACCGCUUUCGUGGACUAGAUGCCUUGCUACAUUAUGUGAACUCUACAACAACUUGGAGCAUGAUGCGCAGGAUCUGGGCGAUCUUCCACUGGCUGACGUCUUACAUGUGGUGAGGCGCCUACAGCUCCCGGACACUUGGCACUUCCUUAUUGAUGAGUCCUUUGUCCCAGUUGAGCACUUCACAGACCUCCCACAGCUCGAAGAGGCAUGUGGCGACAUUCAGUGGAACGAGCAGACCUUUGCCAUUCCGCGCACGUGGGGAAAGCAUCGCAUUGUGCUUCACGCGUUUGCGGGCCGGCGGCGGCCCGGUGACUUCCAAUUUUACUUGGAUCGGAUGUUGGCCACCUGUGAAGAUGGAGUCUUCAUUCAUGCAGUUUCGAUGGACAUCAUCUACGACACUGACUUGGGCGAUGCGUCUUCACGCACCACACAGGAGGUUUGGUAUCGCGGUAUUGACAAUUCCUGGGUUGUUGGCUUCAUUGGAGGCCCGCCGUGCGAGACUUGGAGCAAAGCUCGCGGAGUUGCCAUUGACCAUGCCGCCAAUCGCUCCGGACCAAGGGUUAUCAGGACUGCAGAGGCACUUUGGGGAUUGGAUGCUUUGGGGCUGAAGGAGCUUGCGCAGAUUUCUGUGGGCAAUGAUUUACUCCUCUUCUCCAUUGUCUGUCUGUACCGUUUGGCGCUGCGUGGUGGAGUUGGCGGGCUAGAACAUCCUGCAGAACCAGACUCUGAGGAUGCAGCGUCCAUUUGGAAACUGCGCAUCUUGAUCCUGUUGACACAUCUGCCAGGAGUUGAGGUGCUUCGAAUCCUUCAAGGGCAUUUUGGAGCACCUACGCCAAAGCCGACGCAGCUUUUGUGCCUUAACCUCCCAAGCUUGCCUGCAACGCUCAAGCAGUGUGCCGUUUGUGACCAACCACCUAAGCGUAGUGCGAUUGGCCUUCAGGCCAAUGGCCAAUGGGCCACGGCAAAACUGAAGGAAUACCCGCCUUCGCUAUGUCUUGCAUUUGCCAGAUGUUUUUUCACCCAGUUGCACUCAGACACCACACCAUUUUCUGAGUCCGUACAGGCCGAUGCUUUUCUUGCCAGUUGUCAAAAGCUGAUCGUACAGCAGUUUUCUGACUUUCUUGGCAAGGACUUCGCCGG
Messenger RNA from Cladocopium goreaui, 1787 nucleotides. The record is from the annotation of a GenBank genome assembly. NCBI's taxonomy places the organism in Eukaryota, Dinophyceae, Suessiales, Symbiodiniaceae.